AUGGCCAUGGAAGUACACCUCACCUCUCGCAUCAGUCCUAAUGAAGAAAAGAUCACCAUGACACCAUCCCCAUCGCGAACGCUCCAAGUUUCUUGCGAAGAGUGUGAUGCCUUGAUUACGUACGUGGACACAUGCUCAGAACGCGCACGCGGUUCGUUCGCGCUUGCUGCUGGGCUCGGCCCGGCGCCCGCGUCCUUCUCCGGCGGAUGCGUCUCCACGGGUUCCUUCAACGCCUCCGCCUACUGCAACAAGAUCAUCGGCACCAAGUUCUUUUACAAGGGAUACGAGACUGCUCUCGGCCACCCCAUCGAUGACACGAAGGAGUCCAAGUCGCCGUUAGACACUGAGGGCCACGGGACCCACACCGCCUCUACGGCGGCGGGGUCGCCGGUGACCGGAGCAGGAUUCUUCGACUACGCGAAUGGCCAGUCGGUGGGCAUGGCUCCCAGCGCGCGCAUCGCGGCAUACAAGAUCUGCUGGAAGUCCGGCUGCUACGACUCCGACAUCCUCGCAGCCAUGGACGAGGCCGUCGCCGACGGCGUAGACGUCAUCUCCCUCUCCGUCGGCACCAACAGGUAUGCCCCCAGCUUCUUCCGCGACUCUAUUGCCAUCGGCGCCUUCCACGCCGUGAGCAAGGGCAUCGUCCUCUCCUGCUCCGCAGGCAACUCCGGGCCCGGCGAGUACACCGCCGUCAACAUAGCGCCAUGGAUACUGACCGUCGGCGCAUCUACCAUCGACCGCGAGUUCCCCGCUGAUGUGGUUCUAGGCGAUGGCCGCGUCUUUGGCGGCGUGUCACUGUACGCCGGUGACCCCCUUGACUCAACACAGUUGCCGCUAGUGUUCGCCGGGGACUGUGGCUCCCGGCUUUGCAUACAGGGCGACCUCGACUCGGAGAAGGUGGCCGGCAAGAUCGUGGUAUGUGAUGUGCUGCUACUAUUACUAAACUAA
Messenger RNA from Phragmites australis (common reed), 948 nucleotides. Its product is annotated as subtilisin-like protease SBT1.4. The coding region runs from base 1 to 948 and encodes 315 amino acids. Gene Ontology annotation, biological process: proteolysis. Lineage: Eukaryota; Viridiplantae; Streptophyta; Magnoliopsida; Poales; Poaceae. The transcript has a single exon. The record is from RefSeq and is a predicted model, not a curated record. Gene Ontology annotation, molecular function: serine-type endopeptidase activity.